CUCUCAGUGCUGGAUCCUCAUUUCCUGCAAGAAGAUUUUAUUUUAUUUAUGACUUUAAGAGCUGGACUGAUGCUCAGACUUACUGCAGACAGRAMUACACAGACCUGGUGACCAUAGAGGACAUGGAGGACGUGAACAUCCUGAACAACAUGAAGAACUUGAGCAGAAUGGUCUACCCAUUAUACAGCUCUAGAGCCUGGCAUGGAUUGUACAAUGAUGGGAACGGUUGGAGGUGGUCAGAUGGAAGCAGCUCCUCCUUCAGGUUCUGGGAUAAAGGGAAACCAUACUACGCCAACUACUGUGCAACAUCAAAUUAUAGAGUCUCUGGAGGAUGGGAGGACUGGAACUGUCAAGAGAAGAAGGCUUUUGUUUGCUACGACACUCAGUCAAACUAAAGCAGAAGAASAGGAUGGAGAAAGUUCUGCUGAUCUUUGCUGCUGCAUCAGCUCUGGGCGCUGGCUCCUCGCUUCCUUUACGAACUUUUCAUUUUGUUAAAGAGCUGAAGACCUGGUCUGAAGCUCAGAGUUUCUGCAGAGAGAACUACAAAGACCUGGUGACCAUAGAGAACAUGGAGGACGUGACGACCAUCAACAACAACAUGUUGGCUUUAAAUUUAAAGCAAGCCUGGAUUGGAUUUUACGAUGAUGUGAACGGCUGGAGAUGGUCCAUGUCAGACUCAAACCUCUACCCCCAGGGUGAGAAACCCUUCAGGUACUGGAACCCUGGAGAACCAGACAAUUUUAAAGGAAUAGAGAACUGUGCUGGGAUAAUAUAUAAUGGAAUGUGGAGCGAUGUGUCGUGUUCUCUAACCAUGAACUUUAUCUGCUUUGAAGGUACAAAUGCAACGUUUGUCUUCAUAAACACCUUCAUGAACUGGACCCAGGCUCAGACCUACUGCAGAGAACACCACACAGACCUGGUCAGUGUCAUGAACCAGGCAGACAACCAGAAGGUUGUGAGCCUGAUCCCAGCAGAUAAGGGGGUCUGGAUCGGUUUGUUCAGAGACAGCUGGAAGUGGUCAGAUGGAAGCAACUCCUCCUUCAGGUUCUGGACAGGUGUGGAGCCCAACCACAUGAAUAGCAUGGAGUCCUGUGGUGGAGCUAAUACCGCAGCAGCUGGGGGCUGGGAGGAUCUGAUCUGUACCUACAAGUACUCGUCCAUCUGCUACGACUUUCCUCCUUCAAAGCAGGUGGUGAAGCUGAAGCUGAAGCUGGGGAAAGCCUCCUCUCUGGUUCUGGAUGACCCGGCUGUGCUGCAGCACCUGCUGACACAGCUGAACCAGAAGCUGAAGGACCAGUGGAAGAACAGGAACAUCACCCUGAGCUGGAGGAAGCAGGAGGACGGAAUCAUCUUCCACCUGGAGUCCAGCGAGGAGACUCUGUCGUAGAAAGACCUGCCUCGUCUGUGGUCUCCUGCUGCAGAGAUGGACUUCAGUCAAACUCAACGUUUUCACUGAGACUCAUUUUUUAAGAUGCUGAAUCAAACUGACAGUUACUGGAUGAUUUGAAUCUCAUUUGUUUUUCUUUGCGGUGUUCUGAUGUGACAUCAUGUAAAUCAGCUGAUUAUUCCAACAUGMUGUCUGAGGAGAUGUAAAUAUAUUUAAAUGUAUUAAAGACCUGUCACACAGAGAGUGAUGGGAGUGUUGCUAACAGCUGUUUUAGGAAAAAAUACAAAAAUAAACUUUAUUCAUUCUGAAA
Molecule: messenger RNA, 1697 nt
Organism: Austrofundulus limnaeus
Lineage: Eukaryota; Metazoa; Chordata; Actinopteri; Cyprinodontiformes; Rivulidae
Product: secretory phospholipase A2 receptor
Exons: 9
Coding region: 332-1387 (351 amino acids)
Source: RefSeq, a predicted model, not a curated record